GCCUGUUCUGCCAUUCAGAAAGUAGCUGCUAAGAUUUGUGCUACGUUUGCCCACUCCUUUAUCGCUUGCUUAUUCUCAUGUUUCUUUAUUUUUUGUUUGUUGCUUUGCUUUUGGUGUUCAUGAUAUUAAAGAAAUGAAUACAUUAAGCAGGCUUGAAAUGAUGUAGGCUGCAGUAGUUAUUCGGAGAUUAAGAGGCUCGCUGGGCAUCAAGUGGUGUGGUGAGCUGCAUCAAACCAUUGAGACUGAAGAAUACUAUGACACUAUUACGGUGAUGACUGUAACUGUUUAAAUAGUCUAUUCCUUGCCCAUCAGGUGAGUUUAAACAAACGAGUGUCUCCAUAAUGCAUAUACACGGUAAAUGUAGCAUACCCAAGUCUUAAACGGGGGCUUACAGCAGUUUUUACGUUUACUUCCUUCAUGAUUCUAAUGGCAUCUUUUUGUAUUCCAAAAACUCACUUAACUCCUGCCAAAUUACCCCAGAAUAUGCUCUCAUAUGUAAGGUGGAAAAGAAAGGAGGCAUAAUAGAUGCUCUUAAAUUGUUCUUUGACAUGACAUCCAUAUUUUAAAUAACGCGGAAGCUGAUGAUGUUUACACUUUCCAUUACAAACUCAGUGUCAUAGAGUUAUUAAGUAUGCUCAGCCAGGCAGCUAGUCAUACACCUACAUGUCAAAUUGACAUUGUAGGCUCACACUCAGCAGGUUGCAAGCUAUUAAAAGCGGUGUCACCCUUUACAAGUUAGGAACCAUUGCAAGUGAAAAGGAAAUACAAGCUACACUUCCUUGUGUUAAAAUUUGUGUAAACUGUACUGUACACUAACAGUAUUCCUUUGGGUAAAGAAAAGUCAGAACUAUCAAAGAAAUUUUGCGUAUGUGAAUGAAUUAUAUAGACCACCCUUUUCGAUUAUUUACAACAUUGUUUGACUGUUGUACGCUAAAAAAUACUUAAUUCCAAAAGCAAACAAAAGUCAGGUGAGUCAUCUUAAGACGUGAUGCAGAUAGACUUGACUCCGCGUAUGGUAGUGAUGUUAAUGUCGCUUUUAGAUUUAAUUAAUAUUAAUAGUUUUAACCUCGCUGGGAUGAAGAUGGCAAUGAACUACCUUUAUAAUUUAUACAGACGCCUGUAAAAAUAUGAGCGUUUCGUGUCAUACAUCUAACGCUAAGUUAAAGUAAUAAUUACAUUUCAAAUUUCCGUAUACAUGUAUUGAAAGUAGUCCCCGAAGUGUCAGUGGUGUAUGGUAUCGUCUUCUUUUAUUAAUUUUGGGAGAAAAGCUUCAAUAUCGUGAUAAACUUAUUAAUAUCUAAUGCAUGAUGAUAUUUAACUUGACCACAUACAAUUGUUCACUACUGUUUAAUCUUGAGUCCACUUCUGCAACGGGGUCACACACUUGUUACAAAAAUAGCAAUCACACGCUUUCUUUGUUAGGCGAAAGUUCCUGAGCACUACUUAAAUGCAAUUAGCGCCAUAUUUCUUCCCUGUUAUAGCAGUCUGCCAUUUAGUAUACUCGCUAAUUUGUUUAGUGCCUAUGAAUAAAUAAGGGAUCAAAACCAGGAAAAGUAGACGAAUUUUACGGUCACAAAUACACAGUCAUAUUUCAGCCGGGCGUAAGAGUUCCGCGUCAGCUGUUAAUCUGUCGCUGGGUACAGCCAGGCGGAUAAGGUGUACAGCAGCUAGCCACGUGACACUGGCUUCCGGGACGAAACGUCAAGGCGUUUUACUUGCGCAUCCCAAUUUGCACGCCCCACCCGAAUCUGGAAGUUAACAUAACUUGGCGCUGCCCUUCACCGUGCACAAGCGCUUUGCGCUUCGCAAUUUACGCCUAGCUUUAGUUGCAGCAGCUCUACCGCGAGAUGGCAGUCGCGCUAGACCUUAAAUCAAUUGACGGAAGUGUGCGUUGAAUGUUAGUCGUAGUUGUGACAGUUCUCCUAUGAAUUUGUGGUAUUACUGCUUCCUUCACCUAUACCGAGAAUGAACAUGUAUACAGUUGUUAAUCGCACGAAGUACGUCAUCUUAGUUUGGUGUCCCGGUUGAUGCCACUAAGGGGAUUCACAUUUUUAUGAACCGAUCUAUUCGUAGUAGUGCGCAUAUUUGACUGGGGCAGUUGAGUGUGAUUGUACUUGUGAAAGAUGCUAAUAUUUCACUGAAGUUGUUCAAUGAUCGCAGCGUUGUUUUGCGGUAGUAUCAGCUUGGGCACCGCUGUAGAUUUUUUUCUUGCUUCUACGUUACCGACGUGGAUUUGUGCCUCAGACGUUGGAGUGCGUGGGUGGCAUGUUUUCAUUUGAGUGCUUUUAUUAGGCAUUUUAUCGCAAGCGGUAGUUGACGCAGUAGUGGAAAGCGGUAGCAAUUUCUCCUAGUGUAAGAGGUUCACGUGUGUUUGUGAGUGCUGUGUUUCACCGUUUUUAGUGAUCGCGACAUAUUUUGUGAGCCAUGUACAUGGACGACAUCGUAGGCACAAUCCCCGCUGCAGUAGGAGCUGGCGAUUUGGAAGAUUCUCAGGAAAUGCGGGUGACAGGCGUAUACCCAGGCACUCUCGUCAAACUAGGACCGCUCCAUAUUGCUGCUGCGCACGGCGAUUUGCACAUGCUCAAAGCGCUUAUCGCACGGGGCAGUGAUGUAAAUGCUCGGGGUUCUUGCCCUGGUUCAGCGUUGAAGGUGGAGGAAGAUCUGACACCAUUACAUGUAGCAGCUGAAAAUGCUAACGUAAACAUCGUGCUCACUUUGAUCCGUGCGGGCGCUUGUGUCAACGCAAAGACUCGUUCCAAUCUUUACCCACUGCACCUUGCAGCAUUUUACGGCCGUUUAUCCGUGGUGAAGGCACUAGUAUAUGCAAAUGCCGAUGUAAAUGCCGAGAAUGACAGAAAAUUCACUCCUUUAUUUUAUGCUGUGUACGAAAAUUUUGAAGAUAUAGCCAGAAUUCUUGUACAAAAUGGUGCUCUUGUAAAUGCAAGAAAUUCAAACCUUGUGACACCAUUGCAUUUUGCAGCAGGAAAGGGAAAUACUAACAUAGCAAAGCUGCUGAUCCAGAACAAGGCCGCGAUUAAUGCAAAGAACGAGGAUGGCUUCACGCCACUGCAUACGGCCAUACAAUACAGACAUGCUGCAGUGACUCAGUUGUUGAUUAACAAUGGAGCGGAUGUGAAGGCAAGAAAUAUCGAAGGAUGGACCCCUUUGCACAGUGUAGCGUACAGUGGAUACCCAGCGGAAACUGCCAGACUUUUGAUUGGAAAAGGUGUUAGCGUGAAUUCGAAGGACAGGACUGGGAUAACACCCUUAUACCUUGCUGCUGAGACCGAUAGCACUGAUAUAAUAAACGUCCUUAUCGAAAACAGAGCUGAAGUUAAUGUCACUGACAAUCGAAUGUGGACACCAUUGCAUACCGCAGCUUGCAAGGGCUAUUUGGACACCGUAAAAAUCCUUAUCGCCAGUGGUGCUGUAAUUGACGCAAGGACCCAAAAGCAGAAUACGCCGCUGCAUUUCGCAGCAAACUUCUGGCAUGCCGAGGUAGUCAAAUACCUUUUGGCUAAAGGGGCCGAGGUUGAUGCACUCGAUGACACCAACUGGACACCUCUUCAUUUUGCGGCAGGUGAGGAUCCUACCCGGCGCAAAUCGAGACACUUGGGUGUAAAGAAACACGCCUGUAAACUGAAUACCAUGAAAGCUCUCAUAGAAAAUGGCGCUGAUAUAAAUGCUAAGGGAAGCAUUGAUGAAACACCUCUGCAUAUAGCUGUAAAGUUCGGUAGUCCUGUAGUUGCUAGAUACCUAUUAGAGAAUGGUGCAUAUUAUGACGUGAAGCCCCAAAGUAGCUUUGGUGACAUUGUCGUUUCGGAGACUGCUUUGUUGCAUGCUACUGAAAAGCUGUUUCAAGCAGUGAAAAAAGCCAAGUGUUCUGAAAUUGAAAAAUGUGUUCAAGAAGGGGCACCUGUCAACAGCAGAAGUGUCAGGUAUGGAACACCACUUAUGUAUGCAUCUUGGAAAGGAUACGUAGCCGUUGUUAAUGUUUUGCUAGAAAAUGGGGCCAGUAUUAAUUUAAAUGACAGCAAUGGCAAUACUCCUCUACAUUAUGCAGCAAAAUUUGGGCAUCAUGAAAUACUAUGUAUUUUACUGCAACAUGGUGCAGUAUACAACGCUAGAACCAAAUCAGGCAAAAAAACACCACUACAUUUUGCCCAAGAAGGAGGGAAAAACGAAGUUGCUGAGACACUAAAACUAAUUGAAUGUAUGUUUAUUAGAAUUAGUCAAAACGAUAGCACAGUCCUAAGAGAGUUAAAUUCACUAAAGGACAUAAAAUAUGCUGAAUUUCUCGCCAUAAAAAAUUGCAAAAAUGUAAAUCAAGAAACACUGAUACAAAUAGCUUCAAAACAUGAAUGUGAAAAACUUUGUAAAUUGCUUUGUGAUCUGUAAUAGAGUAGAGUACAUUUUUAUACUCAAUCAUAUAAGCCUUGUUUGACAGAAGUAGUGAAAGUGAUAUAGAUUGCCUGAGAUUUUGUACACUGUUGUUAUCAGAAAAGUAGCCACCGUCACUGAAGGAAAUAAUUGAAUGAGAGUAUAAAGGCAAUCUGUAUACAUGCAACAUGUUGAAACGACCAUGUCGUACUUUGUUCUAAUUAAUGUUUCGUCUUAGCUUACUAGUGUCAGUUUGCUGUGAAUACUUUGAAGCAUCAGCACACAUGUUAACAAUUAGCACUACAAUAUUAUCUGAUGCCAAGCAUUUUAGAAGCUCAAAUCAUGUUUGCAAAUUAUUAUAAAUAUACAUUUUUUUGUUGAACUGGUAUAAUCUUGUCUGCUGUUUCCAGGUGUUUUUAUGUUCUUUCUUUUCACUAUUAGAAGCAUGUGAAAAUAAAUUUAAGUAUUUCUUUAAACCAUCUUAAGGCUCAUGGUUUUUAUGUAAAAUGCAUUAUAUAUUAACUCCAUCAAUUUGGUAAACUUGUUCAUUAUGUUGACAUUUAAGAAUGCAUGUGAAGCUGCAUGUUAAAUUACAAUAUGAAAUGCUGCACAGAUAUAUACUGUAGUUGGUUUACAAGCCUUGUGGAUCAUCUCAGUUUAUAAUUGUUCAGUGAGGUCUUUCAAUAAUUGUUGUUGAAACCAGUUUUUUCAUUAUAGUGCAGUUUGGGGAUGUCACAUUAUAAAGACAAAGAAACAAAUGAAAUGUUUGAAAUAAUGAAGAGUAACUAAUCCUCUGCAUGUAAGAAAAAAUGUAGAGUUAAAAUAUGUACACGGUAAUGUGAGUCCGUCAAUAAAAAAUAAAUUUGUGUUUA
Molecule: messenger RNA, 5252 nt
Organism: Schistocerca gregaria
Lineage: Eukaryota; Metazoa; Arthropoda; Insecta; Orthoptera; Acrididae
Product: ankyrin-3-like
Exons: 1
Coding region: 2425-4398 (657 amino acids)
Biological process (GO): regulation of transcription by RNA polymerase II
Cellular component (GO): nucleus
Molecular function (GO): RNA polymerase II-specific DNA-binding transcription factor binding
Source: RefSeq, a predicted model, not a curated record